UACUACAACCAUCUUUUUUGCAACGCACGCCGGCCUCGAUCCUAACCACAUCCGCCGGAAUCAUCAUCUCCGGCGACAUUUACAACCAAAAAUGACGUUAACCCGACUACCACAACCCGAUUCUUCCGACUGCAUGCUCCCGGGACCACCUUCUCGCAACAACAACGGAUCUGCCGAUCUCGUCUCCACCGGCCUCCUCGCCUACGCCGCCGGCAGCACCGUCCCUAUCCUCGACACUCGCUCCAUGCAACUCAUCACCGUCCUCCCUAUUCCUCCACCCUCCGCCACCUCCGCCUCCUCAAUCUCCCCCUUCAUCACCGCCGUACGGUGGUGCCCUACCACUCUCCGGCUCGAUCUCCUCUCACACGACCCUACCUCAUCUCACUCUCACCUCCUCCUCGCCGCCGGUGACCGUCAAGGCCGGAUCUGCCUCCUCGAUCUUCGCGCCAAAUCCCCUGAAUCUGAAUCUGAAUCUGAAUCAUCUUCUCCUUCGAUGUUUCUAGAAACCAAUCAAGUUGCAAAAUUAGGUAUUCAGGACCUUUGCUGGAUCCAAUCCAGAUACGACACGUGGAUAGUAGCUGCUUUAACUGGACCCUCGGUGUUGUCUUUGUUUAAUAUCCACACCGGCCGGUGCUUCUUCAAAUACGACGCCGUUCCGGAAAUAUUAUCGUGUGUUAAACGUGAUCCGUUUGAUUCCCGUCAUUUUUGUGUUGUUGGUUUGAAAGGUUUGUUGUUGUCUGUUAAAGUGCAUGGAAGUGUUUCGGAAUCCGACGUCGUUUUGGAAGAGCUUAGGGUUGGUAAUGAUGUGAGUGAAUUGGUGAAGAUGGAGAGGGAGAGUGGUGUGGUUAAUAAUAAUUAUGGUAAUACUCCGGCGUCGGGUUUGUUUCCGAGUUAUGUGGUGAAGAUUGCGUUUUCGCCUCAUUGGAAGCAUCUAUUGUAUGUGACUUUUCCAAGGGAGUUGGUUGUGUUUGAUCUGCAGUAUGAGACGGCUUUGUCGCGUGCUAAGUUGCCAAGGAGGUGUGGGAAGUUUCUUGAUGUGUUGCCGGAUCCGAGCAUGGUGUUGGUAUAUUGUGUUCAUUUUGAUGGGCGGCUUACUGCGUGGCGGCCUAAGGAAGGAGAACAGGUACAUGAUAUGUGUAUGAUGGAAGAGCUAGUGCCUUCAAUUGGCACAUCUGUACCUUCUCCCUCACUUCUUGCAGUUGUUAUCUCUCAAUCUGAUUCCACACUGCAAAAUAUUAGCAAGCAUUUUUCUGACGCGUACGGCACUUCAUUUUCUGACAAGGAAUCUGACAUGGAUUUUGAUAACCCUCUGGAUUUUCGUGAUGAAUCGAAUGUCAUUUGUAAAACACAUUUGAUAUCGAUUUCUGAUGAUGGAAAGAUCUGGAAUUGGCUUUUGACUUCUGAAGGCGCUCUGGAUGAUCCAAAAGAUACAUCAGAUGUUACAGAAGCUAGUAAAGCGCCUGUUCCUGUUCCGGAUCCAAAAUCUGGUACGCGAGUCUUGUCUUACAGUGAUUCCAUGAAAGGCAAGGGGCAUCUUUCAGCCUCCGCUAUAAGCCCGGACAAGCUAACACUAAAGAUCAACCUUGUUGGUCAGCUUCAUCUGCUUUCUUCAGCGGUGACUAUGUUGGCUGUACCAUCUCCUUCUUUGACGGCUACUUUGGCAAGUGGAGGAAACCAUCCCGCUGUGGCUGUUCCACUGGUUGCUUUGGGAACUCAAAAUGGCUCAAUCGACAUUAUAGAUGUAUCCGCAAAUGCUGUAGCCGCAAGUUUUUCUGUUCACGAUGGCGUUGUAAGAGGGUUAAGGUGGCUUGGAAAUACUAGACUUGUCUCGUUCUCACACAGUCUGGGACAUGAGAAAUCUGGAGGCUUUGUCAAUAAGCUUGUUGUUACAUGCCUUCGCAGUGGUUAUAAUCGAACAUUUAGGGUUCUACAAAAGCCUGAGCGUGCGCCAAUUAGAGCUCUUCGGGUGUCGUCUUCUGGAAGGUAUCUGUUGAUCUUGCUUCGUGAUGCACCCGUGGAGGUUUGGGCGAUGACAAAAACUCCAAUCAUGCUUAGGUCUUUAGCUCUUCCGUUCACAGUUUUGGAAUGGACUCUUCCUGCCGUUCCACGACCAAGUCAAACCGGAGCAUCUAAGCAAUCUGUAGCUAGUUCCCAAGAUCAGACUGCCGAUGGGGCCGCUACAGAUUCUAAUGGAGCUCAAGAGGACUUUACAGAAAGUUUUGCAUUUGCUCUAGUAAAUGGUGCACUUGGGGUGUUUGAGGUUCAUGGACGAAGGAUCCGAGAUUUCAGACCAAAGUGGCCUGAUGCAUCGUUUAUAUCUUCCGAAGGGCUGAUAACGGCAAUGGCUUAUCGUAUUCCUCAUGUGGUUAUGGGGGAUAGAUUAGGGAAUGUGCGGUGGUGGGAUGUGACAACUGGGCAAUCUUCCUCUUUCAGUACUCACAGGGAAGGCAUUAGAAGAAUCAAAUUCUCCCCUGUUGUUCCUGGAGAUCGUAGCCUUGGACGUAUUGCAGUAUUGUUUAACGACAAUACAUUUUCUGUGUUUGAUCUUGAUUCACAAGAUCCGUUAGCAAAUUCCUUAUUGCAGACUCAGUAUCCAGGAACCCUUGUACUGGAACUUGAUUGGUUACCCGUGCGAACCGAUAAAAAUGAUCCAUUGAUAUUAUGUAUUGCUGGAGCCGACAGUAGCUUUCGUCUUAUUCAGGUUAACAUUGACAAAAGAACUAGCAAUGUAAGUCAUCCUGGAUGUGUGAAGGAACGAUUUCGGCCAAUGCCAAUAUGUUCUCCUGUAUUGCUUCCUACACCACAUGCCAUGGCAUUAAGGCAGAUCUUGCAAUAUGGGGUAAAGCCUUCAUGGUUUGAUACACAUAGUGCGGUUCCAGAUAUUAAGGGUAAUCCCCAAAUAUCAAGUUCAUCAUCCGUUGGUGAUCUUCGUAGUUAUUUAGUUGACGUAUCACCUGUUGGUGAUUCUGUUGUCCCGGAAUUGCUUCUUAAAGCAUUAGACCCUUACCGAAGAGAAGGUUGUAUACUUGAUGACGAAAGGGUGCGGCAAUAUGCUACGAUAAUCAAUAAGGGUUCUGCUGCACGGUUUUCUUUUGCGGCUGCCAUAUUUGGAGAAACCUUAGAGGCUUACUUUUGGUUGCAAUUACCUCAUGCACUGAAACACUUGUUGAACAUGUUAGCUAACAAGUCUUUGAAAAGAGCACCUGUAAAAUAUCCAUCUACGUCGAUCGAUGAUACAUCUAUACUAACUAGGACGUUUACCAAGGGGAGAUCUGUAGCAGGGUCAACACACACAAGUUUAGUGAAUGAUGGUCAACUUAGGAUGAUGGCGUUUGACCAACACGAGUUGUGGGAAAAUGCUAGUGAGCGUAUCGCAUGGCAUGAAAGAUUGGAUGGUGAACAAUCUAUUCAGAACUGUGUACAUGAGCUUGUGACGGUUGGUAACUUGGAUGCUGCUGUCAAUUUACUGCUGUCUACUCCACCAGAAAGCUCAUUUUUCUAUCCGAAUGCUUUGCGUGCUGUUGCUCUUUCGUCUGCAGUUUCAAGAUCUCUAAAUGAACUGGCAGUUAAGGUAGUUGCAGCAAAUAUGGUGAGGACGGACAGGUCAUUGUCUGGCACGCAUCUGCUCUGUGCUGUAGGGAGAUAUCAAGAAGCUUGUUCACAGCUCCAAGAUGCCGGAUGUUGGACAGAUGCUGCAACUUUGGCAGCAACACAUUUGAAAGGAACUGAUUAUGCAAGGGUAAUGCAAAGAUGGGCAGGGCAUGUCUUGAACGCUGAACACAACAUCUGGAGGGCACUAAUAAUGUAUGUGGCAGCUGGUUCAUUGCAAGAUGCAUUAGCAGCACUGCAUGAGGCUCAGCAACCCGAUACAGCUGCCAUGUUUAUCAUUGCCUGCCGGGAAGUUCAUGCUGAAUAUAUAGAAAACCUAGAUCCUAAUGAAGAAUCGAUCAAGGAUAACCUGCUCGUGUUACGUGGAUUGAACCCACAAAAUGAAGUGGUUAUCGCGGUUGGUGAGUUAUACACCAAGUACCAACAGAACCUAGUCCAUCUUUGCAUGGACUCGCCACCAUUUUCUGAAUGACUCAAGUUUUUCUAUAUCAAACCGAAGCUAAGUAACAGUGGAACCACACUACAAGAAUGAUAUGAUUGAAGGUUUUACUUUUAUGAUACGUUAAAGCACCCUGUCAACGGCAGAUACGGGCUGCAAAAAAAAUUCGUUACAAAAUAAGAUAAGACUCUUGUCUUGAUACAAUUCAGAUACGAGUUGAAACGUGUUUGGGUCAAAACAGGUCUAAUAGGUUCUGGUUAAAAGAAGUUGGGUUGGAUCUGGUUCACCCAGUACAUUAGCUUAUUUUAUUUUUGUUAAUAUGUUUGCUAUAUGUACCUUUUAACAUAUUUUAAUUUUUCAGUUUUAGUUGAAA
This is a messenger RNA of Helianthus annuus (common sunflower), 4421 nucleotides long. Its product is annotated as WD repeat-containing protein 11. The transcript has 20 exons. Gene Ontology annotation, cellular component: cytoplasm. The record is from RefSeq and is a predicted model, not a curated record. Gene Ontology annotation, molecular function: protein binding. The coding region runs from base 92 to 4081 and encodes 1329 amino acids. NCBI's taxonomy places the organism in Eukaryota, Viridiplantae, Streptophyta, Magnoliopsida, Asterales, Asteraceae.